CCUUCAUAAUCACUUUUUCCCGGGUUUGGAACUACUUACCGAUAUGCAGUAUGUGUCUGGCCCCUGACGUGACCGGCAGCAUAAUUUCAUCGACGGUUGUAACUUCGUGUCGACCUUUCUUGUUGUAGAUACGCUCGGCCAUGUGCAGGCGCUAGGCAGGCACUCAACGUGACAGGAUCCUGCCUUGCAUGACGGUUUGUCAGCCGUCCUCAUUCCACGCACCCUGUCACGGUUUCCUCGCGACCAUGACUUAUUUGCUGUUUUAGCCUCAAGCUGACGAUAAAUGGACAGCUCCACUGUAGUACUAGUACUAGUAGUAGCCCCACCAGCGCUAGGGCACUUGGUAACAAGGCUUAGCGUACAUGUAGUCAGAAUGAUGAAUGUACACCUCUUCAACGAGGACGUGCAAGCUGCAGAUGAAGAGAGAUUGAAGUGGUUGCUGGCACAGCAGUGAUUAGAACGGAAGCACUUUCUCCGGCGAUCCUCAAGAAUACCUUUGCGUUCAUCUGUGCGCUGUCAGCAAACCGUAUCACGAGUAAUAGUAGCUGUUGCUGAACUUGAAGACGAGAAUGAUAUUCUGCUUGUGACACAAAUACAAUCGCAGUGCAAGUAUUCAUUUUUGUGAUCCAAUCUUUACCAUGGACUCGCCUGCUGACAAGCGAAAGCAGUUUGCCAGCCAACCAAAGGGCCGCAGGACAUCAAGCGCACCCGCUCCUGCCGCUCGCUUUGGUCGCAGUGCAGCCGGCACUAAUGCACAGGGAUCACCACCCAGUCGCUCUGACGGCGGCCCAACUAGAAAGAGCUCCGGGUCUUUUCGCGAAUUCCUCGUCGAUGCAUCGGGAGAGACUCGUCUUCUCUGGUACAACACACCCACCAAUGUCCUGGUCAUAAAGAAGUACCGUGACCGCAGCGUCACGGCCAAGUUCAAGGACGUCACUCGAUUUCUUGUCGAGGACAAAGGAAUGAGCGUCAUGGUGGAGAAUGCUGUUCUGUCAGAGAAAGACGUGCACAAUGACAAUCAGUUUUCCAAUGUCUUAUCACAGCUGCACUCUUUUUCCUGCGAUGAUCCUGACUGCGACGACAAGAUGGCUGAAAUAGAUUUUAUUGUCUGUCUCGGCGGCGAUGGAACCCUGCUCUAUGUGUCUUCGCUAUUCCAAGAGAGUGUACCGCCAAUUCUUGCCUUUCGACUUGGCUCGCUUGGCUUUCUCACACCGCUGGACGUCAACAACUAUCGAAGGAUCAUCUCCGACGUCAUAGAUGGUCGCGGCACAUUGACGCUUCGCUCACGGCUGACAUGUCACAUCAACCGAGCGCACCCAGCCUCCACUUCGUCAUCCACUUCCAAUGGCUCCCUUGCUCCUGAUGACUUCCACCGGCAGAUCUCUCCGGAUUACAGAAAACAUCGGUCACCCUCACCGACAUCACCCUCCGCGCUCACUGGCCGCCAGCCACUAGCUGGAGCCGACUCUCCACCAGUGUGCUUUCGUCGUUCUAGCAGUGUCAUCACGAACAGUACUCAGACAUCUCAUAUGCUGGUUCUGAACGAGGUGGUCAUUGAUCGUGGCCAGUCUGCCUAUCUUAGCAACCUGGAGAUCUAUUGCAACGGCCGGCAAAUCACAGAUGUGCAGGGUGAUGGUUUAAUUGUGGCGACACCGACUGGGAGCACUGCGUAUGCGGCAGCAGCCGGUGCCUCCAUGGUGCAUCCCAGUGUUCAGGCCAUGGUGGUGACGCCCAUAUGUCCGCACUCGCUCUCCUUCCGACCCAUCAUGGUGCCCGGUGGAGUGAAAAUUGAGGUCAAAGUACCGUUGGAUGGUCGUGGCACGGGUGCAGUAUCAUGCGAUGGCAAAAACAGACAAGAGCUGGCCAGGGGUGACAGCGUAUCGAUAUCGAUGAGCAUUUACCCGUUGCCAUGCAUAGACGGUGCUGAUCACGUUUCCGAUUGGUUCACCAGCUUGUCCUCAUGUCUGCACUGGAAUGUGCGUACUAAGCAGAAACAACUCGAUGCCGAGGAGGAUGAACAUGAUCACGUGCACACCAUUCCCGAGGAGUAGCGUGCAGACACGUCCUACUGGUGAUUUCCAUUGUUGCAUCGCUACAUGUCGUCUUGAGGGGCUUUGUGUUGAGUAGGGCAUGGGCCGACAACAUUAAUUUUGAUGUGCUCCUGCAUAUCACAGUACAGGCUGUAUCUCUCAUAAUCAAGAAUGCAGGAGCACUUUCACAACACACAUGUAGUUACUACCACUGCAACUAAUGAUGAGCAUGCACGGUAUCUCGUAACGCACUAGUGACAACGCACUCACUGUUCUGCUGCUGGCUGGCUCGUUAGCUCAUUACCGUCAACAACAGAUCACGGGCGAUUAGAGUCAGUGUGGUGGCUUUUUGUGUCUUGUAGAGGACAACUGAAGACUACAACAGUAUACAGUAUACAUGCAGUAUGUGUUCCGGGGCCCCAGUGCAAUGCAUUGAGGUGAACCCCAGUGCAAUGCAUUGAGGUGAACUCGCCUCGUGCUGUUUCUGGCACCAGCCCUGGAACACGUCUCUGAUUUAUUUCCUUGCGGUCAACUGCAUCCAGAGCACAGAGUAAAUGUGUUCAGUUUUAAAAGUUUUAAUUUCAUUGACCUGGCAAGCCGAUUGAGUUUCCCUGCCGCGGGACGGGGUGUAUUUCUACAGUAUUUUUAAAGUUUUUUACAUGACCCACCUCUGGAUUUAUGCGAGGACCCAUGUUCACUGAACACACACAUCUACUUCCUCUUGAAGUACUUUCUGAUUUUCCAGUGAACCUCUUCUCUUCUGCUCAGUCUCUAUGCUACUGUCGUAACGGUACACCUCGGUACAGAGAGGUUAUCACGUGUACAUUCAAUAUCACUGCUCUCAUUCACGUUCUGUUGUCGAGCGUUUCUUGACAAUGUCACGAUGAUUACCAAAACACUAGUGAACCGUUUGGUUUUCACCAUCGUAUUUGUUUGUAUUUUGCGUACAAACGUGAAUCAUAAUUUGCAAGCUGCCCUAGCUAUUAGA
Molecule: messenger RNA, 3018 nt
Organism: Sycon ciliatum
Lineage: Eukaryota; Metazoa; Porifera; Calcarea; Leucosolenida; Sycettidae
Product: NAD kinase-like
Exons: 11
Coding region: 639-2051 (470 amino acids)
Biological process (GO): NAD+ metabolic process; NADP+ biosynthetic process
Molecular function (GO): NAD+ kinase activity
Source: RefSeq, a predicted model, not a curated record